Eimeria necatrix is the source of this 450-nucleotide messenger RNA. RefSeq lists its product as hypothetical. NCBI's taxonomy places the organism in Eukaryota, Apicomplexa, Conoidasida, Eucoccidiorida, Eimeriidae. The record is from RefSeq and is a predicted model, not a curated record. Bases 1 to 450 code for a protein of 149 amino acids. The transcript has a single exon.
AUGACGGAGGCAGCUGCUCUGUGGGGUUGGGGCUGCCGUGGCAGCAGAGGGCUGCUGCUGCUGCUGCCCGAAGCUCCACCGCUCUUGCAAGUUGCUGCUGCAGCAGAUGCUGCCCAGGAAGCAGCAGCAGCCGGGCAGCAGCAGCAGCAGCAAUCAGCAGCAGCACGAGUGCAGCACCAGGAUAGAGCAGCUGCAGCGCAGCACUAUCAAGCUGGCAGCAGCGGCUGGAGGGCAGCAGCACCAGCGCAGCAGCAGCGGGAGCAGCGAACCAGCAGCAACACUGCUGCAGCAGCGGGGAAAUGCAAGCAGGCUAGAGCAGUCGUGGGCCAGCUGGAACGCAGCAGCAGCAGCAGCAACAGCGAUGCCGCACCCGCAGCAGCAGCGCGAAGCCCGCUGCAGCAGGGCAGCAGCAGCAGCAACAACAGCAACAGCAGCAGCAGCAGCAGUUAA